CCUCGCAAACCACACUGUGACCCUGCACAGGUGGGGAAUUUUGCUGAGCGCACAGGCGGAAGGUACGCAGACGAGAUAGAAAGCGCGGCCGUGGUGUAUGUAUUCUGUGUGUGUCCAUCUCGCUUGUCUCAGCGGUUGGCAGGAGAGCCUGUCAGCCACCGCAGCGGUCAAGGCACCGCUUCGCUUUCGUGUGAGUGCGCGUGCGUCCUUUACAGAGCACAAUGGGUGGUUCAUCACGUCCUCAAUGGCGAGCGCUGCUCCUGCUGGUCCCCUUGGUGGGGCUGGGGAUGUUCACCGGGUCCGCAGAAGGGUUUGAUCUCUUCCCGGGCAUCGGUGACAUCACCGACCUCAUCUUCAGCCCACCCCUUAUUGUAGGCGACCGGCCCACACGCGUCAAACGAGUCACGCCUAUCUAUCUUCGUCAUUUGCUGUGUGUGGGCGGGCUGAUCUGGCUGAUCUGGCUGACUGGGUGGCUGGGCUGCAGGGUUCGUCGGUGAACAAUCCGGACAUCGGCAACUUGAACUACGACCUGUUCUACGUUGAGCUGGAGCAGGAGAACCUCCCCGGUGCGUGCCUGUUCAAUGCCCUGGGCGCCGUCCGCAACCCCAACCCCAGUGUGGAUACCGUGGAGGAGUGCCUCGAGGACUGCGCAGCGAAAGAAUCCAACAGCCGGUGCCUCGGCGUACAGUUCUCCGGCAGCGACGAUCCUGGUGGUACGUACCUGGGGUGGGUGGGGACUGCCGCCCACCACACACACCAUUUGUGUGUCUGUUUGUGUGUGUCCAUUGUCUGUCUGUCUGUCUGUCUGCGUGUGUCCCCGUCGGCCGUUUGCUUGGUGUUUGUGUUGUGUGCCAAUUGGCACUCCACUCACUCAGAGUUUGAGAAUGUGUGUCUGUUUUCGAUUGGGUCUCUUACGGAGAGUGACGUGACAGCGAUAGCCUGCUUCAAGAGGAACAUAACAGACGACGACCCCGCCCUCGCCACCGAGGACGACGAGUUCAUCGAGGUGGGCUUGGGCGAGUGCAGAGAUGAUGACGGCAACAUCCUCAUUGAAGCCAUUGGUACGAUUCAGCCAAUGCACACACACACACAUAGACAGACGGACGGACAGGGGCAUCUGUUCUUCUGUCUCCCUCCCUCUCAGACCCGACUGACGACCUGAAAGUGGGCAGCAAGGACGAGUGUGAUGAGGCAUGUCUCACUGGAGACCCCCGGAUUUUCCCAGCGGGCUUCGACUUCGAGGGCCAGACGUGCCUGGGCUACGAGUUCGCAUCCAUCGGGUCCAUCUUCGGCGCCUGUGAGUUCAUCUUCAGCGCAACACCAAACACAUCCGCCCCCACAAGUUGCUUCUCAAAGAGUAAGUAAUCCACACGCUCGUGCACACACAUACAGAGCGAGCGCGAGCGAGAGGGAGAGACGUGUUCGCCUCUCUCUCCUUCCUUCAGACUUGGUGAUCCAGGCGAUAGACACGACCAACAAGAUCCAGUUCCUGACGCGAUAGGCCAACAUCAGCCACGUCAGCACACCCUGCGCCACACAGACGUGCACGUGUGUACUUAUUGUGGAUGGACGAGUGGGCACCCGUCUGACUGUCCUGGGCUUGUGGCCCAGCCGGACCUUUUCGGCUGGUUCAUGCUACGUUCGUGCUACGUGUUGAGGUGUGUGGGCGUG
Vitrella brassicaformis is the source of this 1671-nucleotide messenger RNA. The record is from the annotation of a GenBank genome assembly. Lineage: Eukaryota; Vitrellaceae.